This is a messenger RNA of Amphibalanus amphitrite, 2421 nucleotides long. RefSeq names its product serine/arginine repetitive matrix protein 1-like. The coding region runs from base 319 to 2421 and encodes 700 amino acids. The transcript is spliced from 3 exons. NCBI's taxonomy places the organism in Eukaryota, Metazoa, Arthropoda, Thecostraca, Balanomorpha, Balanidae. The record is from RefSeq and is a predicted model, not a curated record.
CGGCCCCGGCGCGCUCUCCGUAUUUGGAGAAGCAGGCUGGGUCUCAGUCGGACACAGGCGCCCGGCCGGCCGACAGCACCGGACCACCUGUGGGCUAAUCGCUCUCUGGUGCCGGCGGGGAGGCGGUGGUGGCUCCCGGAAUGGUGCUGGUGAUUUGGUGACGUGGUGCUGGUGACCCCGGUGGUCGUUUCGGCUCUGUGGAGUGGAGAAAAGUGGUGUAUUGGUGGUGAAGCGUUGCAGUAUGGGAAGCGACUCGGUGGUCUGACUCGUGGUGCCGAGUGUGCUGAGAAGCAGACCUGCCGUCUAUACGCCGAUGCAAUGAUUAAGCUCUUUCGCCAGCUCAGUGAUCAGUCGGAAUAUGGGCCUCGGCUGGCUCCCGCCGCGGACUCCCCUCCCAGCGGGAUGACGUCAUCAGCACCUCGGCCGCGGAACCCUCUGCGUCGGCUGGCCAACAGUCUGAAGUCGCACACCCGUCCGACGGUGGUCCGUCGUCGGCAGCUCAUCACCGCCGACCCCUGCCGCACCAACAUCGAACACCUGGUGUUCCGCUCCGACCCGCGGCCGCAGGAGGGCAGUACCACCGCUACAGGUGUCGCUGCGGUCGCCGUGCACCGCCGGGUGCGCUCAGCCUCAGCUGACGGAAAAGUGUGCGGCUCGCGGUCGCCGCCGCGACAACACCUGUCAGAAAACGACACUUCUGGGACGCUUCCGCGGCGCGGUACUGUGGUUAGAGUCGACGGGGAGACUCCACCCAGACGAAAGCCUCGUCUCCGUCAUGUGAAGCCCCCGGAGAUACCCGGUACCGACCGGGGUGACCAAUGGGACUGGCGACCCCCGCGGCUGGGACGGCUGACAACCAGCGUACCCGAUAUCCUCUGCAACAUUCGAGCUCCACCGGAGGAGCCUAACUCAGACUCGGACGCGUCUAACCCAUCCUCUCCGCUACAAAUACCUGCCUCAUUAUACCACUUAUCCCGCCUGGACAGUUCCGACUCGAUUCGAUCAUCUGAAUUAUCACCUCAUCCCAGCACAGCCAGCGGCGCCGGCCCGGGUGCUCCCCCGGCAGUCAGAGACAGUGCGUUCCUGCGCCGGGCGCGUGCCAAGCCGGUGCGCCGUCGCUCUCUGACUGUCACCGUCUCCGACCCUAACGAGAGGCGGCGCUCGCGGCGGCCGUCUGGUCGAGAGGUCAUGGGGGCGGGGCCUGGGCCGGCAGCCGGCCGGCCCGGCGCCCUGGGCCCGGCGCUGAUUACACAUUCGGCCCGGCCGGCGGCGGCCCUCUCCGGAGAGCAGUCAGUCGCGGGCCAGCAUCCGACGCGCACGGCCCGCGGGCCACCGACGGCGCACAUUCAGCGGACAGGCGGCGCGCGCGGUCCCCCACCGGCGCAGGAGCCACGCGGCGGCGCCAUGCGCGUGGCACGCUACACCGCAGAGCCGCCACCGCCGCUACCGCAAAACGUCUGGAAAAAUGGAAACUCGGCCGAUUUUGGGUUACAUGGCCAGCCGAGUAGAACAUGCGAGUCGCCGCCGCCGCGUGACGGCCGGCCGCGCGUCAGUGCGUUCCCGCUGGCGCUGCCGCUGCCGCCGUCGCCGCGGCCGGCCGAGCGCGCUCAGUGGUCGCGCGGCCCGCGCGCAGGUAGCACCUCUCGGCCCGGCACCGCGCUCGGCCGCUCCGAAUCGCUGCACGACUCCAGCGCCAGGGCGCGAGAGAGGUUCUUCGACGCGCUCAGUUCCACCAGCGAGCGGCUGAGACGCAGGAGGAACUCCACCUGGGACUCGACAUCAGCGGAGACCGGUGCUGGGCGGGUGCUAUUCCCCAGUGAGCGUGUUAGCGCGGCGGACAGUGUCAGUGACCGGGUGAGAAGUGAGACUGUGAGCGGUGAGCGCCGAGAGACGAGCGGUGUGAGCGGGACGGUGAGACGCCGCGCUCACAGUGAGACCCGGCGAGAGGACAGUGCAGUGAGCGCCGCCGCUGGUGACAGACUCAGACAGAGCAGUAAGUACGCGGCUCCCCGUGUGCGUGUGUCUCGGACUGAGAGUGUGGACGGCCGCGUGUGGACGGACUCUUUGCGCAGGUACCGCUCGCUGCCGCGGCCGCGCUCGCCCAAUCUCCACCCGUCGAUUGAUAGUAUCGACUUCCAUCCGUCGGAGCCGAUAUACGACACUCCACCUGGCCGGCCGCUGCGGCGCGUGUCGCGAGAUGACCUGACCCUGGCGGCGGGUCAGGCCGAGGCGACAGACAGCGACCAGGAGAUGCCCGGGCGCGUCUCAAACAUCCCCGUGUACCGGCGUCGGCCGCCCGCCGGCGCCGACAGCUCGUCGGCCUGCAGCUCGACCGCCGCUCAGAAAUUUGCCGACGACAGGGGCAGACGAGCCCCGACCUCCACCACCACCAAUGCGUCAGGGGCGGCCCGCAGACGGUAA